GCCUGAGGACGUGGUUGCACUCUCCCUUCUGGGGAUAUGCCCUUGAGCCCAGGCAGAGGAGAGCGCAGCCAGGGCAGGACCUGGCAGCCCUGGUACAGAGCCCAGAGGGGGCAUCAGUUCCUGCUGGUCCUGCUCUGUUUACAGACAAGCUGCUGUCCUCCCUGCAAAGGGGAGUGGGUGGGGCAGAGGGCAAGUGCCAGGGGGGCAGAAGGCUGGGCAUGUGGCUGGCAUGAGAUGGUGUCUGAGUAAUGUCAGGCACCUGGAGGCAUUGACCCCAGGACCCUGGACCCCAGACCUCUGACCGGGGGGCAGCCAGCGUUCAGGUACCCCAACCCCUGCCCUGGGUCCGGCGUCCCCCCAUUAGUGAGUCUUGGCUCUACUUAUAGCAUCUGACACCAGAGGGGCCGAAAAUAGCCCCUGGAGAAGGGGGAGGAGGGGGCUAUUUAAAGGGCCUGGGAGGGGAGAGAGAAUGAGGAGUGAUCAUGGCUACCUCAGAGCUGAGCUGCGAGGUGUCGGAGGAGAACUGUGAGCGCCGGGAGGCCUUCUGGGCAGAAUGGAAGGAUCUGACACUGUCCACACGGCCCGAGGAGGGCUGCUCCCUGCAUGAGGAGGACACCCAGAGACAUGAGACCUACCACCAGCAGGGGCAGUGCCAGGUGCUGGUGCAGCGCUCGCCCUGGCUGGUGAUGCGGAUGGGCAUCCUCGGCCGUGGGCUGCAGGAGUACCAGCUGCCCUACCAGCGGGUACUGCCGCUGCCCAUCUUCACCCCUGCCAAGAUGGGCGCCACCAAGGAGGAGCGCGAGGACACCCCCAUCCAGCUUCAGGAGCUGCUGGCGCUGGAGACAGCCCUGGGUGGCCAGUGUGUGGACCGCCAGGAGGUGGCUGAGAUCACAAAGCAGCUGCCCCCUGUGGUGCCUGUCAGCAAGCCCGGUGCCCUUCGUCGCUCCCUGUCCCGCUCCAUGUCCCAGGAAGCACAGAGAGGCUGAGAGGGACUGUGACUUGGGCUCCGCUGUGCCCGCCCUGGGCUGGGCCCUUCCUGGCUAGGACUGUGGAGGGGAGCUGCUGGCCAUGGCUGCUUUGUAGUUUGCCCAGAGUUGGGGGCUAGGGGAGGAGGGAGCCAGAGGCCAGGAUGCCUGAGCCCCCUGAGUUCCCAAAGGGAGGGUGGCAGAGACAGUGGGCACUAAGGGUGGAGAGUUGGGGGCCAGCACAGCUGAGGACCCUCAGCCCCAGGAGAAGGGACAAAAGGUACUGGUGAGGGCAAGAGGUGCCUGGGAGGAGUGGCCCUGAUCCAGGAAAAUGUGAGGGGAAUCUGGAACGCUCUAGGCAGAAGAAGCUGGGAGGGAGGGGGAGGUGAAAAGGGCAGAGGCAAGGAUGGUGGGGCCCCCAGCACCCUCUGUUAGUGCCGCAAUAAAUGCUCAAUCAUG
Molecule: messenger RNA, 1424 nt
Organism: Pan troglodytes (chimpanzee)
Lineage: Eukaryota; Metazoa; Chordata; Mammalia; Primates; Hominidae
Gene: TCAP
Product: titin-cap
Exons: 2
Coding region: 483-986 (167 amino acids)
Biological process (GO): sarcomerogenesis; cardiac muscle tissue morphogenesis; skeletal muscle myosin thick filament assembly
Cellular component (GO): Z disc
Molecular function (GO): protein-macromolecule adaptor activity; titin binding; titin Z domain binding
Source: RefSeq, a predicted model, not a curated record